AUGGCUUCAAUACUUUUCUUUCUUCUUCUCUCUGUAUCUUUUACAGCUUCAGCUCAAAGACAAACCAACAUAAGUCUCCGAUCUUCUUUAACACCUCUCACAAAUUCCUCAUGGUUUUCCCCUUCCGGUCUUUAUGCAUUCGGAUUUUACCGACAAGGCAACGGCUACUCUAUAGGGGUUUUUCUAGCCGGGAUUUCACUAAACACUGUUGUGUGGAGUGCAAAACGGGAUGAUCCACCGGUCCCUACCAAUGCGACCUUGCUCUUCAGCAGUGACGGCAGGGUUGUCUUGCAAUCAGCACAAGGGGAUGAAACUUUGAUAGAUUCACCUUCCCAGCCAGCUUCUUUAGCUGCCAUGUCUGAUUCAGGCAACUUUAUGCUCUAUGAUUCUGAUGGCAAGAUUAUAUGGCAGAGUUUUGACCACCCAACAGAUACCCUGUUGCCAACUCAACAGCUCAAAGCAGGGGCAGAGCUGGUUUCUAGUGCUUCAGAAACUGGCCACUCAACUGGGUUUUACCGUCUCAAGAUGCAACAUGAUGGCCACCUUGUGCAGUAUCCUGUUGAUACUCAAGAUACAGCUCCAUAUUCUUAUUGGGCAUCUGGUACAAAUGGAUAUGGAGAUAAUGUGACACUAAAUCUUGAUCAGGAUGGCCACCUCUACCUUCUUAAUGCCACACUCUUCAACAUAAAAAACAUUACAGUUGGAGGAUAUCCCACAAAAGAAACAAUUAAUAUGAUGAAACUUGAUGCUGAUGGGAUUUUCAGAAUAUAUUCAAAAAAUCUGACACGGAAUGGAAACUGGUCAGCUGAGUGGUCAUCCACAGAAGAUAAGUGUGACCCCAAAGGAUCGUGUGGCCUAAAUGGAUAUUGUGUUAUGAACGAUCUGGAAGCUGAAUGUAGAUGUCUUCCUCAAUUUGCAUUUGUUAACCAGGGGAAUUGGACUUCUGGCUGUGAGAGGGCUUUCAGGGCUGAAAGUUGCAAAGACAAGAAUGGAAGUGGCGCAUACACCAUCGAAGAAGUGCGUUUUACUGACUGGGAAGACGUUCCAUACUCCACUCUGUCAGUAACAGCAAAAGGCGAUUGUGAGCAAGCCUGUUUGGAAGACUGUAACUGUGAAGCAGCAUUAUUCGAUGAUGGAAAGUGCAGAAAGCAAAGGCUGCCUUUGAGAUUUGGAAGGAGAAACAUGGGUAGUACGAACUUUGCUUUGGUCAAGGUGGGUAAACCCAUAUCCCCCAUGGACAGAAAUGAGCCUAUAAUUGAGAAGAAGAAACCUAGCAGGACAAUCGUAAUAGUAAGUGUUUCAUUUGUUGCUUUUGGGCUUGUUAUGUUUGCGAUUUUCGGAAUAAUCAUUUACAGAUAUCAUGUAUUGGCAUACAAAAGGGUGCCUAAUAAUGAUGGUACCGGAUCGAAUCAGGAAUUUGCUCCUCGAGCUUUCACUUUUGCAGAACUAGGAAAUUUUACUGGUGGUUUCAAGGAAGAAAUUGGCAGAGGAUCCUUUGGGACAGUUUAUAAAGGGUUAAUACCUAGUACUCAGAAGGUUAUUGCUGUCAAAAGACUAGAGAAAGUUUUAGCUGAAGGGGAAAGAGAAUUUCAGAAUGAGAUGAAAGUUAUUGGGAAAACACAUCACAGAAAUCUAGUCCGUCUGCUCGGCUACUGCCAUGAUGAACAUAAUAGGCUCUUGGUGUAUGAGUACAUGAGCAAUGGCUCCCUUGCUGACAUACUCUUCUCCCCAGAAAAAAGGCCUUGUUUCAUUGAAAGGUUGGAAAUUGCUCGCAACAUUGCAAGGGGUAUUGUUUAUCUACAUGAAGAGUGCGAGACACAGAUCAUUCACUGCGAUAUAAAACCUCAGAACAUACUAAUAGAUAAAUAUAGGUGCCCAAAAGUUUCUGACUUCGGAUUGGCAAAGUUGCUGAAGCCAGACCAAACUAACACCUUUACUGGAAUUAGAGGGACAAGGGGAUAUGUAGCACCAGAAUGGCACCGAAAUAUGCCGGUGACAGUUAAAGCAGAUGUUUAUAGCUUUGGUGUUAUGUUGUUGGAGAUCACAUGUUGUCGAAAGAAUGUGGAUUACAGUCUUCCAGAGGCAGAAGCUAUUCUUGAAGUUUGGGUUUACCAAUGUUUUCAGGAUGGUGGUAUGGAUAAACUAGCGGGUGAUGAAGUUGCUGACAAGAGACAAUUUGAGAGGAUGGUUAAAGUGGGACUUUGGUGCACUCUAGAUGAGCCAUCGCUCCGACCUUCAAUGAAAAAGGUUCUGUUGAUGUUGGAGGGGACAGUAGAAAUCCCUAUCCCUCCAAGUCCUAAUUCUUUUUUUACUGCUAUAUAA
Molecule: messenger RNA, 2322 nt
Organism: Dovyalis caffra
Lineage: Eukaryota; Viridiplantae; Streptophyta; Magnoliopsida; Malpighiales; Salicaceae
Source: the annotation of a GenBank genome assembly